Molecule: messenger RNA, 3444 nt
Organism: Triticum turgidum subsp. durum (durum wheat)
Lineage: Eukaryota; Viridiplantae; Streptophyta; Magnoliopsida; Poales; Poaceae
Source: the annotation of a GenBank genome assembly
AUGUCGCACAUCUCCUUACUCCUGCUCCUCCUCCUCUUGCCACCCGCCACCUCCGUCACGCCGCCGACGCCGACGACCGUCCUCCUCUCCUUCCUCGCCGCCCUGCCCGAGGCCUCGCAGAGGAUCCUCCUACCUUCUUGGCAAACCAACACCAGUUCUGCCUCCACCCUCACCCAGCACUGCGCGUUCCGCGGCGUCACGUGCUCCGCUACCGGCGCGGUCACCGCGCUGAACCUCUCCGGGCUGCUGGGCCUGGCGGGCGCGCUGUCCGCGUCCGCGCCGCGCCUCUGCGCGCUCCCGCCGGCCCUCGCCUCGCUCGACCUCAGCGGGAACGGCUUCGCGGGCCCCGUCCCAGCCGCGCUCGCCGCAUGCUCCGGCGUCGCAACCCUCCUCCUGGCCCGCAACCGCCUCACGGGACCCGUGCCCCCGGAGCUGCUCUCCUCGCGCCAGCUCCGGAAGCUGGACCUCGGCGGAAACGAGCUCGCCGGGGAGAUCCCGGCUGUGCCUGCCGCCGCCGCCGGCACCGGCGCGUCUGUCCUCGAGCACGUGGACCUCAGCAACAACUCCCUCUCGGGCGCCAUCCCGCCGGAGCUGCUGGCCGCGCUCCCGGGGAUCAGGGUGCUGAACCUGAGCGCCAACGCGCUCUCGGGACCAUUGCCCGAGUUCCCGGCCCAGUGCCGGCUCACCUACCUCGCCGUCGACGGCAACGGCGGCAUCACCGGUGAGCUCCCCGGAAGCCUUGCCAACUGCGGCAACCUCACCGACAUCAUCCUAUCCUACAACAAGAUCGGCGGCACGGUGCCGGAUUUCUUCGCGUCCCUGCCAAGGCUGCAGCAGCUGUUCCUCGACGACAACAGCUUCGUCGGCGAGCUGCCGGCGAGCAUCGGCGAGCUCCUCGACUUGGAUAGGCUGGCGGUGUCGAAAAACGGGCUGACCGGACCUAUUCCGGAGGCAAUCGGGAGGUGCAAGUCCUUGACGAUGCUCUACCUGAACGGCAACCGGUUCAACGGCUCAAUUCCGCGGUUCGUCGGGAACCUGAGCCGGCUCCAGAGGUUCUCCAUGGCGGACAACGGCAUGGCCGGAACGAUCCCACGAGAAAUCGGGAGAUGCCGGGAGCUGGUCGAGCUCCAGCUGCAGAACAACAGCCUCUCCGGGACGAUCCCGCCGGAGUUCAGCGCGCUCGGCCGCCUGCGGAAGCUGGCCCUGUUCAAGAACACGCUCCAUGGGACGGUACCUCCGGCGUUGUGGCAAAUGCCGGACAUGGAGCAGCUGCAGCUCUACAACAACAGCCUGAGCGGAGAGGUUCCUGCCGGGAUCACUCAGUCGAGGAAGCUCAGAGAGCUCAUCCUGGCGUUCAACAACUUCACCGGCGAGGUCCCGGGAGCGCUGGGGCUGAACACGACCCAUGGGCUCGUUCGUGUCGACCUGACCGGCAACCGCUUCCACGGCGCGAUUCCGCCGGGUGUCUGCACCGGCGGCCGGCUCGCCGUGCUUGUUCUUGGACACAACCAGUUCAGUGGGGGAAUUCCCGGCGAGAUAGCAAAAUGUCAGUCUCUGUGGAGGGUCAGGCUCAACGACAACCAGUUCAGCGGAAGCUUAUUGCCUGAAGAUCUGGGCACGAACACAGGGUGGUCAUUUGUGGACUUGAGUGGCAACCGGUUUGAGGGGAGGAUUCCGAGCGUGCUCGGCUCAUGGCGCAACCUCACCAUGCUUGAUCUGUCCGACAACAACUUCGCCGGACCGAUACCGCACGAGCUCGGAGCUCUAAGCAUGAUCGGGACUCUGCGAUUUUCGUCGAACCGGCUUACCGGACCGAUACCGCAGGAGCUUAAAAACUGCAAGAGGCUCUUCCAUUUGGACCUUGGAAGUAACCUUCUGAAUGGAAGCAUACCUGCAGAGGUUGCAACACUUGAUAGCCUGCAAUAUCUUCUGCUCGGUGGAAACAAGCUCACCGGAACAAUUCCGGACUCCUUCACUGCAACACAGGGCCUCCUUGAGCUGGACCUUGGUGGCAACUCUUUGGAAGGUGUCAUCCCAAGUAGCUUAGGCAACCUUCAGUACAUUUCCCAGAAUCUGAACCUUAGCAACAACAGACUGAGUGGCCAGAUCCCAAGUAGCCUCGGCAACCUUCGGAGCCUGGAGGUGCUCGACUUGUCGGCAAACUCGUUAUCCGGUCCGAUUCCGUCGCAGCUUUCCAGCAUGAUCUCACUCUCUGCAGUGAAUGUUUCUUUCAAUGAGCUUUCUGGCCAGCUCCCUGCUGGCAACUGGGGUAAACUCGCCGACGAGUCUCCCGACGCUUUUCGCGGGAACGCUCAGUUGUGCACACAUCCUGGAAAUGCACCUUGCUCACAAGAUCGGUCUCGGAAAACAGGAAGGAAGAACACACAAGUUAUCGUCGCAUUGUUGCUGUCAACAUUCAUAGUUAUGGUUGCUGUAUUGUGUGCUAUCCACUACAUUGUGAAGAGGUCAAAGCGCCUAUCGGCGAAAAGCGGCUCGGUACGCAACCUGGACUCAACAGAGGAGCUGCCGGAGGAUCUGACCUAUGAAGACAUCCUCCGGGCCACCGACAACCUGAGCGAGAAGUACGUCAUCGGCAAAGGCCGGCACGGCACGGUCUACAAGACGCAGUUUGCGGUCGGGAAGCAGUGGGCGGUCAAGACGGUCGACCUGUCGCGGUGCGGAUUCCCCAUUGAGAUGAAGAUACUCAACACGGUGAGGCACCGGAACAUCGUCAGGAUGGCCGGGUACUGCAUUCGAAGAAAUGUCGGCAUGAUCCUCUACGAGUACAUGCCGGAGGGGACGCUGUUCGAGGUGCUGCAUGAGAGGACGCCCCAGGUGGCUCUGGACUGGACGGCCCGGCAUCUGAUCGCCCUCGGUGCCGCGGAAGGCCUCUCCUAUCUUCACCAUGACUGUGUGCCCAUGAUUGUCCAUAGGGACGUUAAGUCGAGCAAUAUUUUGAUGGAUGCCGAGUUGGUGCCCAAGAUAACAGACUUUGGGAUGGGGAAAAUCGUCGGCGAUGAGGAUGCGGAUGCGACGGUGUCGGUCGUCGUUGGCACCCUCGGCUACAUUGCUCCAGAGCAAGGGUACUCGACGAGGCUGACCGAGAAGAGCGACGUGUACAGCUACGGGGUGGUGCUUCUGGAGCUCCUGACCAGGAAGAUGCCCGUUGAUCCUGCGUUCGGGGACGGCGUCGACAUCGUGACCUGGAUGAGGUCCAACCUGACGUCGACGCAGGCAGACCAUGGGAGGAGCAUCAUGAGCUGCCUGGACGAGGAGAUCACGUACUGGCCUGAGCACGAGCAGGCGAAGGCGCUGGACCUGUUGGACCUGGCGGUCUCGUGCACGCAGACGGCUUGCCAGUCCAGGCCGUCGAUGAGGGAGGUGGUCAACAUCUUGAUGAGGAUUGACGAGAGUAUCAUCAUUUCAGAGCAUCAUAAGAAGUGA